AUGGGCCAUUGGAUUUCUGAUUCAGCGGAACUCUUGACCACAAACAAGUUGUCGGAGUUGGCCUGCUUGGCACUGUACCUGAUGUAUGAAAAGAAGCAAGGAAAGAAGUCUUUCUGGUACCCAUAUAUCAGAGAGCUUGAUCGUCAGCGAGGGAGGGGACAGUUAGCUGUAGAAUCGCCUCUUCUAUGGUCUGAAAAUGAGCUGAAUUAUCUGACAGGCAGCCCUACUAAGGCUGAAGUUUUUGAGAGGGCUGAAGGGAUCAGGAGGGAGUAUACUGAGCUUGACACUGUCUGGUUUAUGGCUGGGUCCCUCUUUCAG
Messenger RNA from Ilex paraguariensis (yerba mate), 318 nucleotides. The record is from the annotation of a GenBank genome assembly. Lineage: Eukaryota; Viridiplantae; Streptophyta; Magnoliopsida; Aquifoliales; Aquifoliaceae.